Corylus avellana is the source of this 1606-nucleotide messenger RNA. RefSeq lists its product as uncharacterized. Gene Ontology annotation, biological process: beta-D-galactose catabolic process via UDP-galactose, Leloir pathway; glucose metabolic process. The record is from RefSeq and is a predicted model, not a curated record. Gene Ontology annotation, molecular function: aldose 1-epimerase activity; carbohydrate binding. Lineage: Eukaryota; Viridiplantae; Streptophyta; Magnoliopsida; Fagales; Betulaceae.
AGGGAGCAAGGCGUUGCCUAUAUAGUCUCAAUCCUUUUAUCUGCUUCAAUCCAUGGCCUAUAAUCUCUCUUAAGCACAAAAACUCACUCUUUUCCGCGUAUUUUAAGUAAGACCCAUUUGAUUUUAAUCAUUCUCAGAUAUCCAGAACGUGAAAACAGAUCGAUUGUCUAAUCUGAUUAGACUAUUCUUUCUGAAAAAAAUGUCCAAGAUAUCUGUGCUCUGUUGUUUCAUCGUUCUAGCUGCAUUUGGGCUUGUCAAUGGCUAUGCAGGAAAGGAACAGAUUGGGUUCUAUCAGCUGAAGAAGGGUAAUAUCUCUGUCAACUUGACCAACUGGGGUGCAACCAUUGUCUCACUUCAUCUCCCUGACAAAAAUGGGAAGCUAGCUGAUGUUGUUCUUGGGUAUGAUUCAAUCAAGGAGUACCAGAACGAUUCAUCAUACAUCGGUGCUGUUGUUGGACGGGUUGCUAACAGAAUUGGAGGCGCACAGUUUACUUGGAAUGGAACCCAUUAUAAACUAGUUGCAAAUGAAGGGAAUAACACACUUCAUGGUGGCUCUCGAGGAUUUAGUGAUGUUGUUUGGAAGGUGAGAGCGCAUAAGAAUGAAGGUCAUGCUCCUCGCAUUGUUUUCUCCUAUCUCAGCCCUGAUGGCGACCAAGGGUUUCCUGGUGCUCUCUUUGUCAUUGUCAGCUACACGCUCCUUGGGAACAGCCAAUUGAGUGUAACAAUGAAAGCCAAAGCUCUAAACAAGCCUACUCCAGUGAAUCUGGCUCAGCACACAUACUGGAACUUAGGUGGCCAUAAUAGCGGCGAUAUCCUUUCCAAUGAGGUCCAGAUCUUUGGAUCCCGCAUCACAGCUGUUGAUAGCCAUCUUAUUCCAACUGGAAAACUUGUUCCCGUGAAAGGAACACCCUAUGAUUUCCUCAAACCCCACAUCGUUGGUAGCAGGAUUAAAAAGCUACCAACUGGUUAUGAUAUCAACUAUGUGCUUGAUGGGCGGGCUGGCUUUAGGAUGAAGCCAGCAGCAGUGGUGCACGAGAAGAAGUCAGGAAGGGUGUUGGAGCUGUCAACAAAUGCUCCAGGUGUGCAGUUCUAUACUGCCAACUUUCUCAAGGAUGUGAAGGGAAAAGGUGGAUUUGUGUACCAACCACACGCCGCGCUAUGUUUGGAGACUCAAGCAUUUCCUGACUCAGUCAACCACCCCAAUUUCCCAUCUACAAUUGUGAGUCCUGGAUACUCUUACAAGCAUUACAUGCUUUUCAAGUUUUCAACUAAACCUUCAUCUUAUUAGUCAUAGAUAACAAGAAAGCCUUACAAGCUUACACGCUUUUCAAGUUUUCAACUCGGCCUUCAUCUGAUUAGUCAUAGAUAACAAGUUUAACCUUGUGAAUGACACAUCAAGAGAUGUCUGUUCUUUCCAAGCUUGAAGAUUGAAUCGUUCGAGCUUGUGUAAUGGUUUUUUGUUGGGUCUUCCAAUGCUUCAAUAAUGCUUUUGUGUUCUAGCUAUACAGAGGAUAUUGUAUUUGAACACCGGCUUGUUAUGUCUUUGUGGUUUGGAAUCUUGUUAUAAUUUCAUUUUUGGUCUAAGUAGCUAAUCUCUUAAAACUAA